GAUUAAUCUCUGCAACUGCUAGUUGUUGUAUCUUAAAUAUAAAGGCCUGUGAAGGCAAUCAUCCUAGACGUGUAAACAAUUUCUUUAUUAUGACAUACAACUAGUUUCUGAAGUAUAUAUGUUGAUUAUACACUUACAACACAAUUCUUUGUUGCGCGAUUUUUGAAAUAUCCAAUACAUCUGUUUCACUUGCAAAAAUAAUCAUUGUUGUACUGCCAUUCUUGAUUUUACAAUAUGUUGGUGAUUACAGCUGGUAUCCAUUAAUAUUAUUAACCUGUUAAAGAUGUGUCACAUCCAGCUUAACUUAGAGCUUAGAAGCAUUCUCCUAUUAUAAAACAAUAGUAAAUUUUGAUUGAACUUUAUUUGUAUUAAGUAUUUGUAGCUAUAAUGAAAAUCUUCGUAAAUCUUAGUUUAGCAUUUAACCUAAUCUGA
Messenger RNA from Paramecium sonneborni, 432 nucleotides. NCBI's taxonomy places the organism in Eukaryota, Ciliophora, Oligohymenophorea, Peniculida, Parameciidae. The record is from the annotation of a GenBank genome assembly.